This is a messenger RNA of Cyphomyrmex costatus, 10510 nucleotides long. RefSeq names its product terribly reduced optic lobes (gene trol). Gene Ontology annotation, biological process: synapse organization; homophilic cell-cell adhesion. NCBI's taxonomy places the organism in Eukaryota, Metazoa, Arthropoda, Insecta, Hymenoptera, Formicidae. Gene Ontology annotation, molecular function: calcium ion binding; axon guidance receptor activity; protein binding. Gene Ontology annotation, cellular component: neuronal cell body; axon; plasma membrane. The transcript has 37 exons. The record is from RefSeq and is a predicted model, not a curated record. The coding region runs from base 192 to 10343 and encodes 3383 amino acids.
CCUCCAUCUGUAACGGAAUUCCAGAAUGCCGAGAUGGGUCCGAUGAACAUAAUUGCGCUCGCGGAGCGGUAUGCUUGCACGUGGAGUGGAGGUGCAAGAGCGGCGAUUGUAUACCUCAACAUCAACGUUGUGAUCGCCGGAUCGAUUGCCCAUACGACGACAGCGACGAGUUGGACUGUCACUAUAGAGCUAUGCAAAGAAAUCACAGUAGGUGCAGCGCGCACGAAUGGAUGUGCAAUGACGGUCAUUGCAUCCCACUGCAUCAGCGGUGCGACAAAAGGCUCGACUGUCCUAGAGAUAUGUCCGAUGAAAUGGAUUGCAGUUAUGAUAAUUGUCGCGAGGUCGUAUUCCAAUGUCGUGACGAGGGUCUCCUACGUGCCAGAGUACGUUGGAUUCGCGGCAACGGCCUUCCUCUGCCGCCCGGAAGCAGAGACAUCAACGGUCGCCUGGAGAUACCCAAUAUUCAACUUGAGCAUGCGGGAACCUACAUCUGUGAAGCCUUGGGUUAUCCACCGUCCACCCCGGGCCGUCAAGUGACCGUCGUCCUUAGCGUCGAGAAAUUUGAGCAGCCAGCCACCAGACCACCACAAGUGUGCCAGUACGAUCAGGCUACCUGCAGUAACGGCGACUGUAUUCCCAAAUCGUACGUUUGCGAUGGUAAAUUCGAUUGCACCGAUGGAUCCGACGAGAUGCGGUGCAGUCCGCACGGAUGUGAACCUAACGAGUUUCGCUGCAAUAAUAAGCAGUGCGUCAGCAAGUUGUGGCGUUGCGACGGUGACAAGGACUGUGCGGAUAACAGCGACGAGGAGAACUGCGCGCCGUCUCCCCCGGGAUCUCCGUGCCGUUACAACGAGUUCGCCUGCAGCAGCAAUAAACAGUGCAUCCCGAAAAGCUACCACUGUGACAUGGAGCGCGACUGCUUGGACGGCAGCGACGAAGUUGGAUGCUCUCCCGUUUACAUUGUGAAACCUCCACCGCCAAUGGUCGUCCUCGUGCCGGGCGAUAUAUUGGUCCUCACCUGUACAGCAAUCGGUGUUCCGAUACCGGAAAUCAACUGGCGUCUCAAUUGGGGACAUAUCCCCGCGAAAUGCACGACCGUGUCCACCAACGGAACGGGUACACUAACAUGUCCAGAUAUACAGACGGAGGAUCAGGGUGCAUACUCGUGCGAGGCGUUGAACGUCGGAGGCUUUGUCUUCGCUGUGCCGGAUGCCAUCGUUGUCGUGAAGGAACGUGGCAAUGUUUGUCCUAGAGGCAAAUUCAAUUCCGAGGCGAAGACCGCCGAGGAGUGUAUCUCAUGCUUUUGCUUCGGCGUUGCCACCGAGUGCCGCAGCGCCGAUCUCUUCACUUAUCAGAUUCCGCCGCCAUUCGAUCGCCACAAGAUCGUGUCGGUUGAAACCAUUCCGACGAUUAGAAUCCACGGCGACGUUAGCAAUCAAAUAUCUCAGAUUCGUCCACUUGGCCGGGAUGGCGUUCAACUAUUGGAAUCCUUCAGUAACGACUUGAAUGUCUACAACAUUCCCUAUUUUUCACUGCCGGAGAAUUAUCACGGAAGUCAAUUAAAGUCCUACGGCGGCUAUCUAAGAUACUCAAUUCGCCAUAGCGGUAAUGGUACGCCGAACUAUGCCCCUUCCGUCAUCUUAAGUGGCAACAAUUACAUUUUGGUGCAUAAAGGUGAAGAGCCAACGCCGGAUUACGAGAAUGAGAGAUCGGUCAGAUUCUUCUAUGGCGAUUGGUACAAGCUACAAGGAAGAAGCGAAGUUCUAGCUUCCAGGGAAGAAAUUAUGAUGACGUUGGCGAACGUUGACAACAUUCUUAUAAAGGUGAAAUACGACGACUCUCCGCAGCUAGACGUUCGUCUCACUAAUAUCAUUAUGGACACUGCCGAUGUGCGAAAUACUGGCUUAGGAUCCGCGUCCUUCGUCGAGGAAUGUCAAUGUCCUACAGGAUACACUGGUCUAUCAUGCGAGCAUUGCGCACCUGGUUAUUUGAGACGUGAAAGUGGGCCAUGGCUUGGCCAAUGUUACAGAGAUGAACCACCGUGUCCUCCGGGAUAUUAUGGCGAUCCUUCAAGGAAUAUCCCUUGCCAGAUUUGUCCUUGCCCACUUACGAAUCCAUCGAACCAAUUCGCUCGCACGUGUCAUCUUGGCUCUGACGGCCAACCCACAUGUGAUUGUCCUCCUGGCUACGUUGGACGCAGGUGCGAGCAGUGUGCCACCGGUUACCAAGGGAAUCCUCUUAUUCCUGGAGAUAUGUGCGUUUCGCUUCAGCAAUGUGAUCCUAACGGCAGCCUUAGUCCUAACGCCGAUCCACAUACUGGAAAAUGUCAUUGCAAGCUAUAUGCAACGGGUCUCACUUGCAACCAAUGUAAGGCGAAUACCUUUAGUCUGGCCGCGACGAAUCAAUUUGGAUGCAUAGCUUGCUUCUGCAUGGGCAUCACCAACAGAUGCGUUUCUUCUAACUGGUAUAGGAACGAGAUUCGCGUAUCGUUUACCAACUCGAUUCGAGAUUUCUCUUUGAUCGAAUCCAAGAGCACCGAUACACCAGACAUUGUAAAAGGAAUUCAUCUAAACACCAUCAACCGAGAAAUAGUUUAUAGAGAUUUUCCCAAUCGUGGUAACAAUGAUGUCUACUACUGGCAAUUGCCCAGCAUCUUCUUAGGAGAUCAAAUAACAUCUUACGGUGGAAAUCUCAAGUACACCGUCAGAUACGUGCCCUCUCCAGGCGGUCAAAGUUCAAGGAACAACGCUGCGGACGUCGAACUCAUUAGCGCUAACGGUAUCAACUUGCUUUACUACUCUCGCGAGUCUCCCGAGCCUAACUCCCAGCAAUCAUUCACCGUACCGUUGCUCGAACAAUAUUGGCAACGUAAUGAUGGAACUCAAGCGGACAGAGAGCAUCUUUUAAUGGCUUUGGCGGACGUACGAGCCAUCAGAAUUAAAGCCACUUACACAACACAUACAGACGAAGCUGCACUCUCCUUUGUGUCUUUGGACACCGCCGAAAAAUAUAACACAGGUAAAGCUCGCGCAGUCGAGGUUGAAGAGUGUACUUGCCCCGCCGGCUACAGAGGACUUUCAUGCGAGGAUUGCGACGUUGGUUACACCCGGGCUAUUGAAGGUCUCUACUUAGGCAUCUGCGAACCGUGCAACUGUAACAAUCAUUCGAAUCAAUGUGAUCCCGAAACUGGCACUUGUGAGAAUUGCGCUCAUCACACUACGGGUGAGUACUGUGAACAGUGUGAACCGGGAUACGAAGGAGAUGCUACCCGAGGCACUCCGAACGAUUGCCUGUAUAGGAGUCAGAGGCCCGAGCCAUGCAGAUGCAACGAGGCUGGUUCACGCAGCACUUCUUGCGUCGACGGUCGAUGCGAAUGUAAGAGAAACGUCGAGGGUCCAGAAUGUAAUCGAUGCCGUCCGUCGACAUAUGGAUUACGCGCUGAGAACAUUGAUGGAUGUAUCGAGUGUUACUGUAGUGGAGUAACUGAUCAAUGUCAUGAGAGUACAUUAUACGUACAACAAAUACCAAUGUGGGUAUAUGACUCCCAUCAUGGCUUCACUCUUACGGACUCAACUAGACGUGACAUAAUUGACGAUGGCUUCGAUCUAAAUGUGGCAAUGAAUGAAAUCGGCUACCGCUAUCCAGACAGCAGAAGUCGCAGAUUAUUCUGGUCUCUUCCGAGCGUUUUUACUGGUAACAAAGUGAAGAGUUACGGUGGGAAUUUGACUCUGACACAACAUAUUACCGCACAUCCUGGCGCUCAGAGUUACAAGGAUCAAGAUAUUCUACUAAUUGGCAACGGCAUUACAUUGUUCUGGACAAAUCCAGUGGAGCUUCAGCCUGAAAUUCCGCUAACCUACACCGUUCCGUUGAAAGAGCAUGAAUGGAGAAGACUGACUACCGAAGGACCUCGCAGCGCUUCUAGGACGGAUCUUAUGAUAGUGCUUUCCAAUUUAGAAGCUAUCUUGGUCCGUGCGUCUCAUAGUGAGCGGAUGACCGCAACGUACAUCAGUGACAUCAGCAUGGACACGGCUGUAGAAAAUCUGAUUGGAAACCGACGUGCGACUCAGGUUGAAGCUUGUCGUUGUCCGACCGGUUACACGGGCACCUCCUGUGAAACCUGCGCUCGCGGUUAUUAUAGAGACACCAGCGAUCGAACUGUCAGUUAUUUAGGAGCGUGUAAUCCCUGUCCAUGCAACAAGAACGAAGAGAGCUGCGAAAUCAGUAGAUCCGGCCAUAUCAAAUGUCACUGCCUGCCGGGAUACACGGGACAGUAUUGCCAGGACAGUGGUACCGGUGAGCUCAUGGUAAGCCUAAUGCCGAUGAAUGGCGAAGUCGAGCCGUAUUCCACGAUCCAAUUUACGUGCAACUAUGACUAUCCAGACAUGUUUUACAUCUAUUUUAAAUUAUCGUCGUUCGACGGAUUUCCCAUAACUGCGCGGAGUGGCGAAAUCGGCCCAAUAAUGAAGACAGAGAAAGGAGCUGUCCGCACUUGGUUCGUCCACAUGGGGAACAUUCCCUGCAACGUGGAGUGUCACAUUGUGAAUGACCGUGGCAAAGAAUUGAUCAAAAUUGUGACAUCGAUUACGCCAGUUGGAGAACCGCAAACAACUACUACGCAGAGCCCAAUAUUUCCACCGAAGAUCACAGUUUACAUACAGGAAAGUGAAUUCCAGAUCGUCCACACAGGAAAAACUGUCCGAUAUCACUGCACAGGCAGAUCCAGAGAAUAUGAUUCGGUGAACAUUAGAUGGGAGAAAGAAGGUGGUCAGUUACCGCCUGAUAGGAGCGUAGACGACUCGAAUGGACUUUUGGUCAUUAGAGAUGUGAAGGUGUCUGAUAGUGGUAUAUACGUCUGCCAAGUGAGCGAUGGAACGAACAUUGGAUAUAAAAAAGUCACACUAACUGUUGGAGGAACCAACCCGGUAGAACCUAGAGUCACUAUAAGUCCAUCAUAUCAACAAGUGAGGGAAGGUGAACCUGUUGAGUUCCGUUGCGAAGCUACUGGUAAUCCACCACCCCAACUUGAUUGGAUAAGAGUUCACGGAAGCAUGAGUCCGGAAGCGACGUUCUAUAACGGCGUAUGGAGUCUUCCAGCCACAUCGAAGAACGACGCAGCUGAAUACAAGUGCGUCGCUAGGAACAAUGUUGGCAUAGACGAGAAGACGACCAUCUUAUACGUCCAAGAUAAUCCUAAUAAACCACCACCUCAGGGUUUACCGCCAACUAUAACUCCGUCCGAAUGGUCUGGAACCAGUGAAGAAGUUGUCAGGUUGAUCUGCACACCGUCUCAACAUGCGAAUGUCACCUGGACGAGGUCCGGUGGAUUGCCAUUGCCUUAUACCGCCAGUCAGCGCGACGGUAUCUUGACAAUUACCAAUCCCACUCCCAGGGAUUCCGAUAUAUACGUGUGCACCGCGACGAGUGUUCGCGGAACGGAGACGAGCACCACUGCCAGGAUUACUAUAAUAUCUCGUCCAGAACCACCUUCAGUCAAAGUCAGACCAGAACGACAAGAGGUAAAGCAAGGCACUGUGGCUGAAGUGCGAUGCAUCACUAGCGGAGAACCAGGUCUACAGGUGAAAUGGAGCAAAUACACGGAAACGAUGAGCUCCCGUGUUCAACAGGUAGGGGACACUCUCAGGAUCAUUAAUGUCCAGGUCUCCGAUCGAGGAGUAUACCUCUGCCGGGUUAUUGGCCCCACAGGCAGCUACGAGGCCAGCGCUAUCAUCGAAGUUGAACCUCGUGAAGCUCCAGUUUUAGAGCUAUAUCCACAAGAUUUACAAAUGGUCAUCCUCGGCGGUUCCGCCGAUCUUCAGUGUCGCGCGAAGGCCGGUUUUCCUGUGCCCGAAUUGCGAUGGUCUCGCCAAGACAAUCGACCAUUUACUUCCAACAUCGAGCAACUUCCCGGUGGCCUUCUCAGACUGUCGAACAUCACAGUGAAUGACGGCGGUGCCUACAUCUGUUCCGCGUCAAACGAAGUCGGCUCGACGUCAGUCAUCGCGCACAUCGAAGUACAGUCCAUGCCUGUGAUCACCAUCACACCGCAGCAUGGUAUCUUGCAGGUGAAACGCGGAAGUCUAGUCCGUUUGAUGUGUAGCGCUAGCGGUCAUCCACAACCCAAUGUGGCUUGGAGCAAAUAUGUGAAUGGAAUAACUAUACAGGACACAUAUAGCAAAACAGCAGCUACUCCUUUAACUGCCGUUUACGAGAUAUACUCUGUUUCAUCUGACGAUGAAGGAUCCUACACUUGCACAGCUACGAACGCCGUAGGAAUAGCCGAAGAGCGUGUCCAGAUCCGUAUCGAGGAUGAUGACGAUUAUGUACCUUGCACUGGCGACAGAGGCGAUAUUCCAUGCGAUGAUCGACAACGACCACAACCUGAUUCUAGGGAUCCAAAUCAAACAGAGGGAGGAGUAUUGAUUCCCAAAGACUAUUUGAGAAUUCCGGAUGGUGGUAAAGUCGAAAUGCGUUGUCAAGUCUUUGGACCAGAUGGAGAUCAUAUCUAUUUAGACUGGAAGAGAAGCGAUCAUCGUUCCCUUCCAGAAGGUAGCACAGUACACAAUGGAGUGUUGAGUAUCCCGACUGUUGAUAGAAACGCGGCUGGAGAAUAUAUCUGUUUGGGUUUGGAUCCUGCCGGCACAGUGCUCUUCCGAGCGAAAUCUCAUCUUGAAAUUAUAUCUCCACCAAGAAUUGAAUUAAAUCCAACACGUCAAACAGUGGGACCUGGAGAAAAUCCAUCAAUAAUUUGUACUGCUACGGGAGACGAACCUCUGCAUAUCGAAUGGAAAGCUAUAGGACGCCCAUUACCGUAUUCUGUAUCGGACAGCGGUGGCAUCCUGCAAUUCCAUGGUAUCACAUAUUCCGACGCCGGCAAAUACGUGUGCAAAGCGACAAACGCAGCAGGAACGGCGGAGGCGGUAGCAGAAGUUUUAGUUAAUGAACAUCCUUACGACAAUGCAAGGAUCCGCGCUGAACAAAGAGACGUUGUAACUCAUGCCGGUAAUUCUGUACGCUUACGUUGCGAGAUGCGUGAACGUGCGACGAUUCAUUGGAGCCGAGAGGGGCUACCGUUGCCAGCCAACGCACGAAUCGGAGAGGAUUACUUGGAGCUGAUGCAAGUGAAACCCGAAGACAGCGGAAGAUACAUCUGUCAGAUCCAGACGAGCCGCGGUGUAUCCAGCGAUUAUAUUAAUUUCAACGUUUCUCUAGUUAAUUUGCUUGCGGAUUGCAUGCCAGUGUACCGAUCGCAGUGCAGGCACUGGGAGUAUCAAUGCAGAAGCCUACAAUGCAUUCCGAUGGAAUACUUUUGCGACGGCUAUGUUCAGUGCAACGACGGUACUGACGAACGCUUCUGCCGCAACGCGCGCUAUCGCCAAUAUCUUCAGAGACCACGCGCUGCUGCAGUGCCUUCAGUAAGCAUCGAGGUGUCUCAAGAUCCAAUAAACAUCGGAGACACCGUUGAUAUACAUUGUACAUACACUGGAACACGCAGUCCACGUUAUCGUUGGAUGAGACCGAAUCACGUAAGCCUGCCAACAAACGCACAGGAGUACGGCAACGUUUUGAGGCUAACUAAUGUAGUCGUUAGCGAUAGCGGACCCUACAGAUGCACAGUAGAUACACCCGAAGGCAUACUCGCGAAGGACUUUAAUCUAAUCGUCCAUGGUGGAAUUCUCGAUGAACCAGCGAUUGAAACCAAAUUGGCGCCGUACGGAUCAAGUCUGGAAAUGGAUUGUCGGUUAGAUCUCGAUCCGCCAAUACAAUUCCAGUGGAACAAACUCGGUGGACUUCUGCCACGUGACAGUCAGACUUACGAGAACAAAUUAAAAUUAACUAAUGUAAAGGCUGAAGACGCUGGAACGUACAUUUGCUCCGGAAAUAACGGAGAAUCGCGAGUUGAAGUGCCUACAGUGUUAGUUGUAACAGGAGUUGUGCCUAAUUUUAGUCAGGCACCCGAAAGCUAUAUUGCUUUCCCUCCUCUACCUGACUCCUACCUCAAGUUCAACAUCGAAAUCUCUUUCAAACCGGAAAGUUACGAUGGCAUUCUGUUAUACAACGACGAAUCUGGUCACGGUGACGGCGACUUUAUCGUUCUAUCUCUAAAUAACGGAUACCCGCAAUUCAAAUUCAAUCUCGGUUCUGGCCCAGCUGUUAUUCGCGCGGAUAAGCCUAUCACCUUGAGCGAGUGGCACACCAUUAAGAUUCAACGCAAUCGAAAGGAAGGAACAAUGCUGGUGGACGGCGAAGGUCCUUACAAGAUGGUCGCUUUAGGCAGACGCCAAGGUCUCGAUCUCAAGGAACCUCUUUACAUCGGCGGAGUACCCAGCUACAGUAGAAUCAACGUGCAAGCCGAGGUGAACACUGGUUUCGUCGGGUGCAUCAGCCGACUAGUCCUCGGGGAUAAACAGGUCGAUCUAAUUGGCGAUCAGACUGAUAGCGUGGGCAUUACGACUUGUGAAACCUGCGCCGAGAAUCCUUGCAAUAAUGGUGGUGUGUGUCAGGAAGCAGCCACGAAAAACGGCUACACAUGUCUGUGUCGAGCCGGAUUCAGCGGCAAGCAUUGCGACAACAUUGGCCAAUCCUGCUAUCCAGGUGCGUGCGGAGAAGGUGAAUGCGUCGAUGAAGAAGUCGGCAGCUUCCGUUGUUACUGUCCGAUCGGGAAGACAGGAGCAAGAUGCGAGCAUUCGAUGAACAUCUACGACCCAGCUUUCCAUGACGAUAGAGCUUUCAUCGCCCACGAGACUCCAAAAGCUCUUAGACGGCUUAAGGUAGCCAUGAGUUUUAAUCCGGCGGACUCUGGAGAUGGAAUCUUGAUGUAUUGUUCUCAAAAUGACGAAGGCCUCGGAGAUUUUGCAGCACUCGUGAUAAAGGAUAGACACGUCGAAUUUCGCUUCGAUAUCGGCUCUGGAAUAACAACAAUAAGAUCACCUUAUUCCGUUCAACCUGGUGUAUGGGCGCAUGUAACAUUGAAUCGAGACUUUAAGGAUGCGAAACUGUCGGUGAACGGUGAGUCAUUUGUGGAGGGCAAAUCACUCGGAGCUGCAAGAACUAUGAACCUAAAUACGCCUCUUUACAUCGGAGGGGUUGAUCGCAGAAGAAUUACGAUCAAUCGGAACGUCGGUGUUGAUCGUAGCUUCCGUGGAUGCAUAAGCGAACUUGAAGUUGCGUCAGUCAAUUUGGAUAUAUUGAAGUCAUCAAUUGAUGCGGCCAAUAUUGAAGAUUGUUCAGAGCCUCAUCCGAAUCAAACAAUGAUUCAUACUACUAUCACUACUCCGGCGCCCACGCAGCCGCCAACAACGUUAUACUAUCCUUGUACAUCGAAUCCUUGCAUUCAUGGCCAGUGUCAAAAUUUAAACGAUGAUUAUUCGUGUACAUGCGAAUACGGAUACGCAGGCAGAAACUGCGAAAAGAUGCAAAAGCAAUGUGAAUUUUUAACCCCAUGUAGAAACGGCGGUACCUGUACGGAUCUCCAUGACUCCUAUAAAUGUGAUUGUCGCCUCGGUUACAACGGGCAAAAUUGUGAAAAGUUGGCAGAGAUCACGUAUGAUGUUGCCUUCAGAGGAGACGGCUGGCUGGAAUUAGAUAGAUCUGUCAUGACACAUGAAGAAGAACGUGAAGUUUUUGGCCUCGAGAUAAGCACUAAUAAGAGUUACGGAUUGAUUUUGUGGCAUGGUCAAUCGCCAAACGAUUUAAGUCCCAAUAACUACAUUGCUGUUGCUGUAGUAGAUGGGUACGUGGAGUAUCAAUACAACUUGGGCUCUGGUCCCGCCAUGAUUCGCGUCACCGCCCAGCGCGUCGAUGACGGGGAACGGCACAGGAUAAUUCUGAAACGUCAAGGAAGCGAUGGCAGCGUCGAACUGAACGGCGAACACACCGAGAGCGGUGUCAGUGACGGACUUCAGCGAACUUUUAAUGCAAUGGGUAGCGUUUAUUUGGGUGGUUUACCUGAUUAUGCAAUGACUUACGGUAAAUACCACGACGGAUUCUCCGGUUGUAUUUACACGCUGGAGGUACAGGACUCAGGGGCUAUCGAUAUCGGUGAGAAGGCUAUCAGAGGAGUAAAUGUCUCACCAUGCACCAGAGUAAGAUGGAUACCAUCUUCGUUGGUAUUCACGGAUGCGGAUGCAGACGGAUUCGAUGCAUUUGUACCACCGCCGCCGGUGAACAUUAUUCAUCCGAAACCCGCGUCCAAUCUUGCAGCGUACGACAUGACGAGUUACUCAUUAUUAAUUAUACUUCAAAAUCUCAUCGCUUUGACUAGGGACGCUAAGGAACAAAGUGUACUUUUUACGCUGUUAUGCGUAGACGCAAUUAACGUUCUCAAUAGCUUGUUCAGCUAAAUGAAUAGAACAUUAUCGAUUUCACUUGUCGGAAAUACACAUUUUCUUUUAGACCAAACCAUGUUAUUAUCAAAUCACGCUGCAAAUGUACAGUAUUCUUUAAAGAGUGUGUAUUUCUGCGAGUGUGCAUAAUAUGUACAGCUAAUAAAUUUGUAAAUUAUUUAAUG